Molecule: messenger RNA, 5439 nt
Organism: Manis javanica (Malayan pangolin)
Lineage: Eukaryota; Metazoa; Chordata; Mammalia; Pholidota; Manidae
Gene: BMP1
Product: bone morphogenetic protein 1
Biological process (GO): dorsal/ventral pattern formation; protein processing
Molecular function (GO): calcium ion binding; zinc ion binding; metalloendopeptidase activity
Source: RefSeq, a predicted model, not a curated record
GUUCUCCCUCUGUUCCAAGGUGAAGGGGAGACCGAGGGCAGCAGCAGGGGACUGGGGAGCAAUCCGUGGGCUUUAAGCGCCCUCCAGUGGUGCCUCCCGAGGGAGAGGGAGAGACAGACAGCGAGGCAGAAAGACAGAACCAGGGAGACAGGGACCGCGCAGGGAGAGAACAGGAUGCGAGCGAGGAAAGACCGAAGGCGCCGGCGGAGGGACGCGGUCUGAGAGCGAGGGGAGAGCGAGGCGGGGCCGCGCGGGCGACUUGACAGCGCGUCCCCGACCCGGGACGGGGCUCGCCCGCAGCCCGCGGGAUCAGCCGCCACUAGAGGGCACCUGGCGGGAGCGGCGGCCCACCCGGCGCCCCGGGGCCCCACGCCCCUCCCGGCCGCGGGCCCAGCCCCGGGCGCAGAGCCCCCUCCCGGGCGGGCCCGCUCGCCGCGCUCCCCGCCUCCGGCUGGCGCGCUGCCCGGCCCCGAGGGGGCCGAGCUCCCGGCGAAAACCCGCCCUCCAGCGAGCUCAUUUCCCUAAAAAGGGGGGAGGAGGGAGCAACGAGCGAGCGAGCGAAGGAAAGAGAAAAAGCUGGGAAGGGAGCGGAGCGGGCAGCGGGCGCUGGGCGAGGGCCGGGGAGCCGGCCGGAGAGGGGGCGGGAGACAGGAAGGAGGGAGCUGCGCAGGGAAGGGGAAGAGGUGGGGAGGGCGAGGGGGAGCGCGGGAGGGAGCACGGCCCUCCCCUCGCCGCCAGUCCUCCUUCCCCCGCGCCCGCUCCCGCGUCCGGGCGCGACCCGCCGCCGCCGCGCCCGCCAGCAUGCCCGGCGUGGCCCGCCUGCCGCUGCUGCUCUGGCUGCUGCUGCUCCCGCGCCCGGGCCGGCCGCUGGACCUGGCCGACUACACCUAUGACCUGGGGGACGAGGACGACUCGGAGUCUCUCAGCUACAAAGACCCCUGCAAGGCGGCUGCCUUCCUUGGGGACAUUGCUCUGGAUGAGGAGGACUUGAGGGCCUUCCACGUGCAGCAGGCUGCGCAUCUCAGACAGCAUGCAAUCCACAGGUCUUCCAUCCAAGCUGCAGGAAAUUCCUCUACUGCCAGCGGCCAGAGCACUACUGGGCAGCCUCUGAGGACAAGCCGUGGGAGACGGAGAAGCAGGCCCCGGAGCCGGCGGGCAGCGACAUCCAGACCAGAGCGUGUGUGGCCUGAUGGGGUCAUCCCCUUUGUCAUUGGGGGAAACUUCACUGGCAGCCAGCGGGCAGUCUUCCGGCAGGCCAUGAGGCACUGGGAGAAGCACACCUGUGUCACCUUCCUGGAACGCACUGAUGAGGACAGCUAUAUCGUGUUCACCUACCGGCCCUGCGGGUGCUGCUCUUACGUGGGUCGCCGUGGCGGGGGCCCGCAGGCCAUCUCCAUCGGCAAGAAUUGUGACAAGUUUGGCAUCGUGGUCCAUGAACUGGGCCAUGUCAUCGGCUUCUGGCAUGAGCACACGCGGCCUGACCGGGACCGCCAUGUAUCCAUCGUGCGUGAGAACAUACAGCCAGGGCAGGAGUAUAACUUCCUGAAGAUGGAGCUCCAGGAGGUGGAGUCCCUGGGGGAGACCUAUGAUUUUGACAGUAUCAUGCACUAUGCCCGGAACACCUUCUCCAGGGGCAUCUUCCUGGACACCAUUGUUCCUAAGUACGAGGUCAAUGGGGUGAAACCUCCCAUCGGCCAAAGAACCCGGCUCAGCAAGGGGGACAUCGCCCAGGCCCGCAAGCUCUACAAGUGCCCAGCCUGUGGAGAGACCCUGCAGGACAGCACUGGCAACUUCUCCUCCCCGGAGUACCCCAACGGCUACUCUGCGCACAUGCACUGCGUCUGGCGGAUCUCAGUCACCCCUGGGGAGAAGAUUAUUCUGAACUUCACGUCCAUGGACCUGUACCGCAGCCGCCUGUGCUGGUACGACUAUGUGGAGGUUCGAGAUGGCUUCUGGAGGAAGGCGCCCCUCCGAGGCCGCUUCUGUGGGGCCAAACUCCCCGAGCCGAUCGUCUCCACUGACAGCCGCCUCUGGGUUGAAUUCCGCAGCAGCAGCAACUGGGUUGGGAAGGGCUUCUUUGCGGUCUAUGAAGCCAUCUGUGGGGGAGACGUCAAAAAAGAUAACGGGCACAUCCAGUCGCCCAAUUACCCAGAUGACUACCGGCCCAGCAAAGUCUGCAUCUGGCGGAUCCAGGUGUCCGAGGGCUUCCACGUGGGCCUCACCUUCCAGUCCUUCGAGAUUGAGAGGCAUGACAGCUGUGCCUAUGACUACCUGGAGGUGCGUGACGGGCACAGUGAGACCAGCACCCUCAUCGGGCGCUACUGUGGCUACGAGAAGCCGGAUGACAUCAAGAGCACAUCCAGCCGCCUCUGGCUCAAGUUCGUCUCUGACGGGUCCAUUAACAAAGCUGGCUUUGCUGUUAACUUUUUCAAAGAGGUGGACGAGUGCUCGCGGCCCAACCGUGGUGGCUGUGAGCAGCGGUGCCUCAACACCCUGGGCAGCUACAAGUGCAGCUGUGACCCUGGGUAUGAGCUGGCCCCCGACAAGCGCCGCUGUGAGGCUGCCUGUGGCGGAUUCCUCACCAAGCUCAAUGGCUCCAUCACCAGCCCGGGCUGGCCCAAGGAGUACCCCCCCAACAAAAACUGCAUCUGGCAGUUGGUGGCCCCCACCCAGUACCGCAUCUCCCUGCAGUUCGACUUCUUUGAGACCGAGGGCAAUGACGUGUGCAAGUACGACUUCGUGGAGGUGCGCAGCGGACUCACAGCCGACUCCAAGCUGCAUGGCAAGUUCUGUGGCUCUGAGAAGCCCGAGGUCAUCACCUCCCAGUACAACAACAUGCGUGUAGAGUUCAAGUCUGACAACACAGUGUCUAAAAAGGGCUUCAAGGCCCACUUCUUCUCAGACAAGGACGAAUGCUCCAAGGACAACGGUGGCUGCCAGCAAGACUGUGUCAACACCUUCGGCAGCUAUGAGUGCCAGUGUCGCAGCGGCUUCGUCCUCCAUGACAACAAGCAUGACUGCAAGGAAGCCGGCUGUGACCACAAAGUGACAUCCACCAGUGGCACCAUCACCAGCCCCAACUGGCCUGACAAAUACCCCAGCAAGAAGGAGUGCACCUGGGCUGUCUCCAGCACCCCGGGGCACCGGGUCAAGCUGACCUUUGUGGAGAUGGACAUCGAGUCCCAGCCUGAAUGCGCCUAUGACCACCUGGAAGUAUAUGAUGGGCGUGACACCAAGGCCCCCGUCCUGGGCCGCUUCUGUGGGAGCAAGAAGCCCGAGCCCGUCCUGGCCACAGGCAGCCGCAUGUUCCUGCGCUUCUACUCCGAUAGCUCUGUCCAGAGGAAGGGCUUCCAGGCAUCCCACUCCACAGAGUGUGGAGGCCAGGUGCGGGCAGAGGUGAAGACCAAGGAUCUUUACUCCCACGCCCAGUUCGGUGAUAACAACUACCCCGGGGGAGCGGACUGUGAGUGGGUCAUCGUGGCGGAGGAAGGCUACGGUGUGGAGCUGGUAUUCCAGACUUUUGAGGUGGAGGAGGAGACAGACUGUGGCUACGACUACAUGGAGCUCUUCGAUGGCUAUGACAGCACAGCCCCCAGGCUGGGGCGCUACUGCGGUUCAGGGCCUCCCGAGGAGGUGUACUCAGCCGGAGAUUCCGUCCUGGUGAAAUUCCACUCAGAUGACACCAUCACCAAGAAAGGCUUCCACCUGCGGUACACCAGCACCAAGUUCCAGGACACGCUGCACAGCAGGAAGUGAGCGCUGCCCUCACACUGGGCAGGCGGGAGCUGCUGCCCUUAGCCACCGGGACCUGACAGCGGGGGUGCGGGAGCAGGCAGAAGGUGGGCACCCUGAUCCCUGCUGCCCCCAUCCUCCCCAGUGCCGGCCUGCAGGGCUGGUGGUCCAGGUGAGGCUGUCCUCAGGAGGCAGGGGACUGGACUUCCUCCUGAGCCACUUCCCUGGCCUCCCUUGCCCCCACCACAGCGAGGGGCAGAGCUGCAACACCAGAGCUUUCACUGAAACACUUGAAGUGGCCAUUCCUCCCUGGGAGCCUGGUCCAGGUGGGUUGGUGGGGAGGGGGUCUGUCAGCAGGACCCGCUCACCUGCCCUGGCCCUUGUUAAGCGCUGCAUUGUGUAUAGCCGGUGGCAUAUCUUCAUUGUAAUGUGCAUUUUCCGCCCCUUCUCCAACCUCAGUUUGGUUUUAAGACCCCACUUCCCUGUUUCCUGGGGUAUGAGUGUCCAUCCAUGUCCCAAAGGAGCCGCAGUGGGGAGAUGAAGGGAAGGGGGUGGGGAAACAAGACAGGGCUUCUCGCAGGCCCAGUGGCUGGUCAGCCGCACCAGUGUACCCCAGCCAAUAAACUGAAAGUGUUACAGCCAGUAUCCUGUGCCAGAUGCUGUCUGGGACAUGGGGGAAAGGGGGUGUCUCAUUCCAGAUGCGCAGGCUUACUAUGUCGACAGACAGCCCACAGCCAGGACACCUGGCCUCACUGGCUGCCCUUCCUUCCCUCCAUUCCAGGACCUCUGAGGGUGUGAUUUCUACAAACACAGGCACCUCACAUAGUAUAGCCUGCAGGCUCCCUACAUGUACACACUGCUCACAGCCCUUCACACACAACGGGAGGGGUGGAACAUUCUGUGAAGAGGCUGUUUGGUGGGGAGAAAGGAGGUCUGUAAAAGGGGAUAGGGAUGUGUCUAUCCAUCCAGUGUCUGUCCAGUGUUCUGACUUUGUGUCUGGCCAAGAGGCAGGUGAGCUGCGGGGGGACCCAGCAAGGGAAACUCAUCAGGAGCCAGAAAACUGGCAUCAGCCAGCACAGAUUCAGUAACUGGCCUCUAGCGCCUGCCUUCCUAAAGGUCAGACACCAAGUGCUGGCCCCGGUGGGUCCUUCUCUUCUCAUGGAGACAAGUGUCAGACACUCAUCAGUCUGUGAGCAAACAUUCCAGCUCUGGGCCCCUCUCCCAAGGCCAGCCAAGGCUGGGUCUUGCCUGGCCUCCUCCCCACUCACCAGCCAGCAGUGAGGCACAGACCUGUCCCCAUCUCCGGGGGGCCAGGCAGAGAGAAACCACAUCCCCGCUCCUUCCCUUCAAAGGAGCCUCUUUCCCCUUUCUCUAUGUGGAUCUAACAGGGAGAGAAAGCCAAGAAGGGACCCAGGUGCUUAUGCCUAGGCUGGCUGCUCCUAGAUUCAGAGAGAGUGGGGCUGCCAGCUCCAAGCCCCGGGACUCCCUGAGAGCCUUCAGUGGGACUGGAGGGCUAUUACUGGCUCCGAGUUCCUUCCUCACAGGGACAGAUGUGUCCCCAGGGAGCAGUGCGGCAUGGUGUACCCCAUAUUGGCCCUUUAUGCAGAAAGUAGUAAUAGAAACCAGACACACUGCUAGUAUCUGAUGUGCAUGCAGGACCCUCUCGUAGGAAGGCAGCCUGCUCCAACAGUAAUCGCAGGAGAGGCC